AUGAAAUUCAUCUGUGCUUAUUACUUGCUGCCUCUUUUUCCUGCACUAGUCUUCAGCACUAGACAGGGCUACGAAGAACUGGAGAGACAGCUGAAAGAAGUCUUUAAGGAAAGGAGCAAUAUCCUUCGUCAAUUGUCGAAGACUUCUAAAGAACUUGAGGGAAUUAAAGUAAACCUCCAGUCUUUGAAAAAUGAUGAAGCAUCAGCCAGAGGUGAUGUGCAGAAACUGCUGGAACUGGGCCAAAAGCAAAGGGAAGAAAUGAAAUCUCUUCAGGAGGCCUUUCAAAAGCAGCUUAAUGAGGCAGCUGAGAAAGCAGAAAAGCAGCAAGCUACCAUUAACUUUUUGAAGACUGAAAUGGAAAGGAAAAGCAAAAUGAUCCGUGACCUCCAAAAUGAGAACAAAAGCCUCAAAAACAAGCUUCUGUCAGGAAACAAGCUUUGUGGUAUUCAUGCAGAAGAGUCAAAAAAGAUUCAAGCCCAGCUGAAAGAGCUUCGAUAUGGGAAAAAAGAUUUGAUUUUUAAGGCACAACAGCUAACAGAUCUGGAGCAGAAACUAGCAGUUGCAAAGGAUCAGUUGGAAAAGGCAGCACUUGACAAAGAGUCACAGCUGAAAGCUCUGAAGGAAACUGUGCAGCUUUGCCUGUCUUCAGUUCUGCACAAUCAGCCUCCUGCUAUGAAUCGAAUGCCUACAAAACCAGCUGCGAAGCUGACACCCCUAGCCACAAAGGGCUCAAAUGUUCCAUUUCAAGUGACAAGCACCAAGCAAAAUGCCUCAGCAGAGAAAGAGAAUCUUCACAUGACCUCAAGAAAGGAAGAAAAUCAGAGCAUCCAGGAGUGCAAUUCUCGAGAUGUCGGAAAGACAUGUUUGGGGAAUCGCAAUAAUUCAACAUCUCAUUUGAAGACAGCUGAAACAGAGAUAAGCUUUCAGCAGAAGUUGCACAGCCCUCCGUGGACUAAACCUGAAGAUAAAAAAUCAUCUGAGAGAAAUGAGAAAAAAAAUGAAGAAUCUGUUAGUACAAAAGAAAAAAAAAAAUAAAUGCUACUAAUAUACAUGUAAUAAUGUUCAUUACUUGCUUUCAUGUUCAUAUUAUUUUUAGUCCAGAGGCAUGAAUAGUACCAGGUUUAUAAAGCAUGCAUUUUUCACUAUUUUAUGAAUGUUUGUAAAUUAGUCUAGAAUAGACCAAUUAGUACCUUUCAGCAAUAAUCCAAAAUGGAUAUUUGAAGAAAUGCUUUGUAAUACAGUCCAGUUUUUGAACUAUUAUUCUACUUGAUUAGUAAUUGCAUAUUAUAAAUUAGUUUCUUUGUAAAAAGAAAUUACCAUUCUCAAGUAUUUUCUCAGUCUGUUCUAUUUCAUGUACAUUUAUGGCAAGUUAGGUUGUAGAUCAAGAAUUAAAGGGUAGCUAACGUGAAAAAAAAUCUGUGUAAACAUAGAUGAAGUACGAUGCAGCUCGUAAGA
This is a messenger RNA of Cygnus atratus (black swan), 1455 nucleotides long. RefSeq names its product leucine zipper protein 2 (gene LUZP2). The transcript has 12 exons. Bases 1 to 1035 code for a protein of 344 amino acids. Lineage: Eukaryota; Metazoa; Chordata; Aves; Anseriformes; Anatidae. The record is from RefSeq and is a predicted model, not a curated record.